GUUGGACACAUGACUCCAUAAACAAAAAAUAUAUAAAUCGCCGAACAUCUCUUUAUUGUUGCAGAAGUACAAAGCAGCGUCUCAUUGACUGGGAGCAUCAUGAACUUCCUCACGUUGCUAGCCCAUCUUGCGGGACUGGCCUCGUCUGCCGCCGCUACGAAUCCCUCCUGUCGAUAUAUUCCAGGUGAUGCAGGAUGGCCAGAUGACAGCAAAUGGACAUCAUUGAACCGUACUGUCCACGGCCAGCUUAUCCGAACACUGCCUGCUGGCCACGUUUGCCACGAUCCCACUUACAACGAAGCGUUGUGCAAGGACCUCCAGGCCAAAUGGGGCGACCCCUUCUUCAAAACUAGCUUGGUAGAAGGUGUCCUGACGCCCUCAUUUGUCAACAAUUCCUGCGACCCAUUUGGUCACCGCGACGACCCAUGUGAGAUUGGCGGUUAUACUCAGUACAGCAUUAACGUGACGAGCCCUGAAGAUGUCGCCGCUGGUAUUGCGUUUGCGCGGCGCCACAAUGUCCGCAUCGUUGUCAAGAAUACUGGUCAUGACUUUCUUGGACGAUCAUCAGCAUUCGGCAGCUUGUCGCUCUGGACACACAACCUCAAGAGCAAACACGUCAUUGACAACUACAAAAGCAAGGGAUACAACGGUCCGGCUCUUAAAGUCGGAGCUGGUGUCCAGGUUCGCGAGGCAAACGAGUUCAUCGACAAGCAUGGCUACAUGAUGGUUGGUGGCGAAUGCCCUUCGGUUGGUCUAUCGGGAGGAUACACUGCCGGUGGUGGCCACGGACCACUGAGCAGCGAAGUUGGUCUGGCUGCCGACCAGACACUCGAGUUUGAAGCCAUUACAGCGGAUGGCAAGCUGAUCCGUGCUGCACCGGAUGAGAAUGAGGACCUCUACUGGGCGCUGAGUGGCGGCGGCCCGGGCUAUGCUGUGGUAUGGUCGGCUACGUACCGCAUCUUCCCUGACAGAAAAAUGGUUGGCACAAACCUCAUCUUUGACAAGAGUGACAGGAAGACGGCGGACCAAGACUACUGGGAUGUGAUUGAAUUCUGGCACAGCAUGGCUCCCAACAUCACGGAUACUGGCGGCUACACUUAUACGGGCUACAACGACAGCCACUUUGAAAUGACGCCGCUAUUUUCGCCCAAACAGACCCGUGAGCAAGUUUUGGCUCUUCUUAAGCCACUACACGACAAGCUGGAUUCUCUGGGCAUGAAGUACACCUCCAACACUACUGAAUGGAGCGGUUAUCUGCCGGCAUGGAGGGAGUACUUCAACUGGAACGAGGGUGGCGUGCAGGAUAACCAUGGUGGUAGCCGUUUGAUCCCUCGCAAGGUCAUUCUAGAGAAGCCCAAGGAACUCAAUGCCGUCAUUCGCAAACUCACUGUAGAAAUCGGCGCUGUACAGGAGAUGACGAUUGGCGUCAAGUCGCCUAGCAACAACAACAAUGCGGUCAACCCGGCCUGGAGAGACGCCGACAUCUUUUUCCUCAUUUCUGAGCUGUUGCCUGAAUACACUGCUGCUGGCAUUGAUGAUCGCUUGACACAUGGCUGGGCUGACUUGCUGCGUGAGGUGGCACCGAACAGUGGCACGUACAUGAAUGAGGCCGAUGUCUACGAAGUCAACUGGCAGCAGUCCUUUUACGGUGACCACUACCCAAGACUUUUGCAGAUUAAGCACAAGUAUGAUCCCCAUGCUGUGUUUUAUGGCACCACCAUGGUGGGAAGUGAGGCCUGGCAGCGAAAGGAUGAUGGAAGACUCUGCCGAACAUGAGGUUGGAUUUGACUAUAAAGGAAGUUUCUGUAUAUACGCCAGUCACUACAUAUUUGCUGGUAGAAUAGAUUUACAAUAG
This is a messenger RNA of [Torrubiella] hemipterigena, 1855 nucleotides long. NCBI's taxonomy places the organism in Eukaryota, Fungi, Ascomycota, Sordariomycetes, Hypocreales, Clavicipitaceae. The record is from the annotation of a GenBank genome assembly.